This is a messenger RNA of Cajanus cajan (pigeon pea), 929 nucleotides long. RefSeq names its product FKBP-type peptidyl-prolyl cis-trans isomerase. NCBI's taxonomy places the organism in Eukaryota, Viridiplantae, Streptophyta, Magnoliopsida, Fabales, Fabaceae. The record is from RefSeq and is a predicted model, not a curated record.
GGCACCACAUAAAAAAAAUAAAAGAAUAAUAAAUUAUCCGAAACAAACGCAGAGAAAGAAAGAGAGAAGAAAAAAUGGCGAUGUUAUCACCACCACCGUCCUUGCAACUCUCCCUCUCAUUCCCUCUCUCUUCCUCCAAACCCCAUCACCGCAGGCUCUUCACCCUCCGAGCCACCGACUCGGAAACCCCACCCUCCGGUUCGGACCCCUCCGAGCCCGAACCGGACGCCUCCGACGACGACGACUUCGACAGCCGCAUCAACCAGCUCCGCCUCCGCUACCGCAGCGGCACGGGCAAGAAGGCGGAGAUCCGAAAGAGCCGAAAGUCCAAGAAAGGCUCUUCCGGGUCACCCGGGUCUGCCGUGUUCCUGCCGCCGGUGGCCCUCAAGGAGCCGGUCUCCGGCGGAGUGAAGGUGGAGUUAGGGUUCAGCCACUACAGCGAGCGCUUGAACGGUCGCAUUGCGGCUCUGGGUCUGGCGGCGCUGUUUCUGGUGGAGCUUGCCACCGGAAAAGGCGUUAUUAACUAUCACACGCCGGCUAUUAUUCUGAUUCAGAUCUACUUUGUGGCUGCGGUUGGAGCCGUCUUUGUUAAGUAUGAGAAGGAGAAGAUCAGCGUUUGGCCCCAACCUGAUUCUUCUUCAACUAACAAAUGAAAUUGUUUUUUUCCGUUUGUUGGAGCCAAACGCGCUUCUACUUUUUGCUAAUGUAGUGUAAUUAUUAUUAUUCUGUUUAAAUGAAUGUUGUUUGCAGGAUGAAUUGUGGUUUUGGAUUUGUAAUUAUAUUAUAUGGUGUCCUUGUUGGAGAUUGAGAGAGAUCGAAGUUCAAGGUCCUUUUACGACUGUGUUUCUGAAUGAAAUUGUCAUUUGGAAUGAAUAUAGCUGAUGUACAAGCCAUUGCUCAUGAUAAUAAUAUUGGUCUUCAAAACAAAA